Molecule: messenger RNA, 546 nt
Organism: Dibothriocephalus latus
Lineage: Eukaryota; Metazoa; Platyhelminthes; Cestoda; Diphyllobothriidea; Diphyllobothriidae
Source: the annotation of a GenBank genome assembly
AUGAAUCGUGGUCGUCGGCGCGGUGGUGUAAGCUCCGGAUUCAGCAGUCUAAGGGACGGUGUUAAGCGGCGUCUAUUCGACCCCCAUACUGUUCCCGUUUCACCCGACCCUCAGUCCGUGAUAAGCCGUCUUAUUCCGUUACCUUCGGUCCCUCCGAAAAUCGAUUCCUCUUUUCCUCUGUCUCAAUCCCAAACUGGGGCAGCGGAGCCGACCCGGCAAGAGUGUUUUCGGGCCCAGAUGUUCGAAUUGCAAACGUUCGCAGACUUCAUUUUUGAGAAUGGGCCGGAUUUCCAGCAAGUAGGAAAAAAGAACGAUGCCUUUCCGCUGCUUACCUUGGACAGGAAACGUUCAAAAUCUAAAAAGGAAACUGUGCGAAACAUCACCACCUCACACCUCCUUCUUCAGCAUCGUGAAAUCGAAAUGUGGCGUGACGGGAUCCUUCUCAGUAGUUUUUCAAAUCCAACUGAUUGUCCCUACGUUUUCGCACAGUUACUUGCUGAUAUUAUGAUAUUCCUGCCUGUAUGCAUCACUGAUUGGAAGAUUUGA